UCAUUUGUUCUAUCCGACAGGUUUUUAAAUUUAUAACCAUUCCUAGAGUAAACAUUUUCCCGGCACGUAUUUUUGUGUGGCGUGUUUCUGGAUGCACGGAGCUGUCGCGUGUUUCGUUAAAAAAGAAACAUGAAUUACUUCACCCCACAAUAAACGACAUUGAGUAUACAUGUCUCAGUAAGUGAACAGGUUAUAGCCCUGAAUAAGUUUUAAAAAAUUAUCAUUUUUAGAGAGAUUGCGCGACUUUUAGCUGUCUGUGCAGUUGCUAAAUGAUAGUCUGGCCUAUGUUUUCGUUUAAUUUUAAUUAUUUUAGUGAUAUUUUUACGGGCGAAACGCAGAGAAUACUUUAGAGAUAUAUCCACAUUACGUGUUUUUAGUAGAAUAGUUACAAUUGCGGCCUAUGAAACGUCGAAACAAGGAUGCAAACACCAACAUCAAAACACACAUCGACCUCAGUAUGAACAAGCGCUUCGAUUUUAGGGGAUGUUUUCGAGGACGUCCGCGCUCGAUGUAAACAAAAACAGCGAGUGCUUGUGACCCCAUUAUUUCCUCGUCUUAGUUCGCAGUGAAUACAACGCCGUUUCCAUUUCGUCCGAAACCAUGGCAGAUACAGCAACCACAACCCCAGCCAAGAAGAAGGUUACAAAGCCUAAGGUGCCAGCAGCGCACCCCAAGUACGUUGACAUGAUCAGGGCCGCCCUGGAAUCUUUGAAAGAGCGUGGCGGAUCUUCCAGACAAGCCAUUCUAAAGUACAUAAUGGCCAACUACAAAGUCGGCAACGACGUCAACUCCAUCAACGCCCACUUGAAAAUGGCUUUGAAGAACGGAGUGAAGAAAGGUGCUCUGAAACAAGCCAAGGGCACAGGCGCCAGUGGCUCCUUCAAGCUUGGUGACAAGCCCAAGACUGAGAAGAAGCCAAAGGCCAAGAAAGUUGCCAAGCCUAAGGCAGCAAAACCCAAGAAGGCCGCAGCAGCAAAACCAAAGAAGGUAGCCGGAGAGAAAAAGACUGCAGAGAAGAAGAAGUCCCCCAAGAAAGCAGCCGGACCGAAAAAGGUUAAGACUCCAAAGAAGAAGGCAGCAACUAAAUCCCCAAAGAAGGCAGCAGCCAAGCCAAAGAAGGUCAAGACACCUAAGAAGUCAGCUGCAAAGAAAGCCAAGACUCCCAAGAAGGCAGCAGCAAAGAAAUAAGCAAUUCCAGCAUCACUGCAGAUUGCUCACUUUAAAAAAAAAAAAAAAGCCCUUUUCAGGGCUACCCAUAUUUUUCGAAAAGAUGUCUCAAUUACAAAUAACAAAGAAACGUACAUGUGUGUGUGUGUG
Messenger RNA from Magallana angulata, 1317 nucleotides. Its product is annotated as histone H1-delta-like. The record is from RefSeq and is a predicted model, not a curated record. Gene Ontology annotation, biological process: nucleosome assembly; chromosome condensation; negative regulation of DNA recombination. Gene Ontology annotation, cellular component: nucleosome; nucleus. Gene Ontology annotation, molecular function: double-stranded DNA binding; nucleosomal DNA binding; structural constituent of chromatin. The transcript has a single exon. Lineage: Eukaryota; Metazoa; Mollusca; Bivalvia; Ostreida; Ostreidae. Bases 601 to 1188 code for a protein of 195 amino acids.